Lathyrus oleraceus (garden pea) is the source of this 819-nucleotide messenger RNA. RefSeq lists its product as uncharacterized. NCBI's taxonomy places the organism in Eukaryota, Viridiplantae, Streptophyta, Magnoliopsida, Fabales, Fabaceae. The coding region runs from base 1 to 819 and encodes 272 amino acids. The record is from RefSeq and is a predicted model, not a curated record. The transcript has a single exon.
AUGGAUGAAUAUUAUUGUACCGCACAUCCUUCAAUCGAUUGUGAUGCAUUAUGCGACAAUGACCCGUAUCUUAAUAUAGAAUUCAAUUACACCAUUAUCAGUGUUCCAAGUGAUAAAAUGGUGCCAUCUUUAAGUGAAACCAAAAGUUACGUUCUUUGUUAUGUGUCAAAAGAUAAAGAGAUCCAAAAAGCUAUCAUUCUAGCAUGGCUUUCUGAAAUAGAUGUUCCUGAAGAUGCUUUUACCAUGGUGCUAAAAGAAAUUUCGCAAUGUGUAAGUGAGAUGAUUGAUGGGAUAUAUAAGAACUCGAAAGAUCUUUCUAUUCGAGUUGAUUUUUCUGUUACACGGAAUAUUAAAGAGGGUGAUGAAGAUGAAGGUCACGAGGAAAUGGAGGUUGAAGAAGAUGAAGAUAAUGAAUCAAGAAGGUCUACUGAAGAUUAUCGUCGUGGAAAUGAUUAUGGAGAUUCAUGGAGUUCGAAUAGGGAAGAGGAUAUGGGAAUUGAAGAUGGUAGUAUAUUCGUUCUUGACGUUGCAAGUGAUGAAGAUGAAUGGGAGUAUGGUUGGGAAGAGGGAAUAGAGAUGGAACAAGAUAUUAGAUUUAUUCCUGCGGCUAAAUCGUGUAUUGAGGGAUUGAAGAUGGUGACAGUUGAAGAGGCGGAAAAAUGUAGUAUUUGUUUCGAAGAUUUUAAGGUUGGUGUCUGUCUGUCAUGUUCGCAUAUGUUUCAUAAGGAUUGUAUUCAAGAUUGGUUGAACAUAGGCAAUUCUUGUCCCUUGUGUAGGUUUCAAUUGCCUACUACUAAUAGUAAUGACACAAAUGAAUAA